This is a messenger RNA of Felis catus (domestic cat), 2616 nucleotides long. Its product is annotated as endogenous retrovirus group K member 10 Gag polyprotein-like. Gene Ontology annotation, biological process: viral process. The coding region runs from base 91 to 972 and encodes 293 amino acids. NCBI's taxonomy places the organism in Eukaryota, Metazoa, Chordata, Mammalia, Carnivora, Felidae. Gene Ontology annotation, molecular function: structural molecule activity. The transcript is spliced from 2 exons. The record is from RefSeq and is a predicted model, not a curated record.
GUAAUUUCGGGGUGGAAUAGGAGCUUGAGACAGGGUGCUGCAGACCCCUCUAUCUUAUAUAGAGUGAGAGAUCUCAAGAACUAAGUAAGUAUGGGUAACUCAGAGUCCAAAGAGAGACGAUUGUUCAUUGAUAUUAUUGUUCAUAUGCUUAGACAAAGAGGAAUAAAGGUAAGUGGAUCACAAAUUUCUAGAUUUUUGCAUUUCGUGCAAGAACAAUGUCCUUGGUUUCCAGAAGAGGGAACUGUAAAUGUGGAAACCUGGGAAAAGGUAGGGCAGCAAUUAAAAACUUAUUAUACUUUACAUGGGCCAGAGAAGGUUCCUGUAGAUACUUUUUCUCUCUGGAAUUUGGUUAGAGAUGCCUUAGAUCCUGUACAUGAGAGUACCAGGUUGGAUACUAAAGUUACAACCUCCUAUGGGACCAUGCCCUCGAGUUCGAAGGCAGUUAUGGCCAUGGAAGCCCAAGAAGAUUCAGAUCAAGAAGGGAAUGAUAUUGAUUUAGCUGAUGAAGAGAUUAAAUAUGAAAUGGAGAAGCAAGGGGAAGAUUAUCCCCCUCUAGAAAAAUUGACCCUUAAGUCAUCUUCAAGAAAUAAUGUCCCACCUGGAGAUUUUAUAACUAAUGAUCACCCUAGACCUCCAGAAAAAUUGCCUAAUAAAAGUUGUGUCUCCUUAAUGCAAAAAACUAAGCUACAAGCUAUUGAAGCAGGAGACAUAGACUUCUCAUUGUGUUUUCCGGUAACAUAUGGCCCACAGAAGGAGUCUGAUCCGAGGGCUGGGGAUCCUCAAUGGACUCCUGUUCCCUACAAACUCAUAAAAGAGCUAAAAAUGGCAUGUUCAGCUUAUGGAGUCAGUGCUCCUUAUACCUUAGCAUUAGUGGAUUCUCUUACAGACUAUUGGAUGACUCCUUUUGAUUGGACUCAGAUAGCUAAGAGUUGUCUUUCUGGUGGUCAAUACUUGUUAUGGAAAGCAGAAUAGAAAGAGCAAAUCAAACUUUAAAAACAUUUAUAUCUAGAUUGCAAGCCUCUGAUUUCAAGUAUAACUCUCCUCACCAUAUUCUUACUCAUGCUCUAUUUGUUCUUAAUUAUGUUAAUCUAGGACAUGAUGAUCUUAAUAAUAUGCAACGACACUGGGAACCAAGAAAUACUGUCAAACCUACAGUAAUGUGGAAAGACCUUUUAUCUGGUAAAUGGAAAGGGCCUGACAUUUUGCUUACUUCUGGCAGGGGAUAUGCUUGUGUCUUUCCUAAAAAAACUGAUUCUCCACUUUGGUUACCAGAUAGGCAUAUUAAAUAUGUAAAUUCCUUUCCCAGUAAAGUACCUGUAACUACUAGAAAUGAGCAAGAGCAGGAAACGCCGCAAUUGUGACGAACCUCCUGUUGCAGAAUUUAAAAGGCUCUCACUGGAGAAACCUGAUCUUUUUCGCCUCAAGACAGCGGCCACCUUGGCUGCCCCCCCUCCAACAUGGGGACAGCUUAAGAAGUUGGCUGCUCAGGCUGAACACUUGGUUUUAAGCCAAGGCUGCACACUCAGUCCUUCUGUUUUGUUCGUUGCUAUGCUAUCAAUCCUCGCGUGUCAAUCUUCUUCAAAGUCCUCGCCCGAAGUCUCCAAAAGCUAACUGCUGAAGUUCAACUGCUUGCUUUAAAAAAUAAAAAAGGGGGAAAUGAAGGAACCAGCCGAAUGAAGUCUCAUUCUGCGCUGUCAUGAGGACAAAGGUCCUCUCUCGACCAGCCGAAUGAAGUCUCAUUCUGCGCUGCCAUGAGGACAAAGGUCCUCUCUCGGGAAUCACUGCAAGGCAGUGACCCGUCGCCAAACCGCCUGCUGCUAGUUUUGCUUUUACUCUCUAUUCUCCUUUUCACCUAUGGGGAAGCCUGGAAACUGGAGACAUAUGUAAAAUAUUUACUAGAUCCUAAUGAUAGGAUGUGUAUGUGGACUGGUUGGGGUCCUUAUACUAAUUAUGGGAUGAGGGGACUUUGCCAGAGGAAAUUGAAAGGGGGUUUUCAAUCACCUUGUAUUGGGUUCAUUUAUAAUCAGAAAUAUUAUUCUGUAAGUCAUCUUACUAGUACUAGAUAUACUGCUUGGAAAGUUCCUUGGAAAUUAGUCAAAGAUAUGUUUGGAUGUUGCCCCUGGCAAUGUAUUGUGUUCUAAGUUUAUGACUAAUCCUAAAGGUUGCCAUUGUGAAGUGUACAAUGGAUUAGAAGACAACCUGUACCCUAAUGUGUAUAAAUAAAUUGUAAAACUCUGACUGCGUCAAUAUGAACACAACAACAUUGUAAAGCUUCUUAGAAAAGUUAUCAUGACCCUGAGAACCUGGUGAACCUUACACGAGAAUUGUAAUAAGAUAAAUGACCCUGUUUGUGACAUUGUUAAAGAUUUCUUUUCAUUGUAUCUACCUUAUGUAAACUGAGGAAAUAACCUUUGAGGAACUUUCUGUGAACUUUGUACCUUCUCCUUUCCCUGCUAAUAAUCAUGUUAUAUAAUCAUGUGAGACUAUAUAUGUCGGUGCACACAUGCCUGUCGAGGCCUAUCAUGUAGAAUUAGUUAUCCCCCACCUGUUAAGACUCCGGUCCCCAAGUGAUAAAUAACUCCUUCGCUACCUACAAUAAAAGCUGAUGUGCAGAAA